Messenger RNA from Cryptotermes secundus, 2848 nucleotides. RefSeq names its product galectin-9. NCBI's taxonomy places the organism in Eukaryota, Metazoa, Arthropoda, Insecta, Blattodea, Kalotermitidae. Bases 1075 to 2214 code for a protein of 379 amino acids. The transcript is spliced from 7 exons. The record is from RefSeq and is a predicted model, not a curated record. Gene Ontology annotation, molecular function: galactoside binding; carbohydrate binding.
UGAUUCAUUGUGCUCAUAAUGAUACCGUAGGAUUUCGUUUUAAUCUAAAGCAUACUAUGCCAUGAUGAACAUGUUUUUAAUGUUUGUUUUGCAGUACAUCUGUUCCAAAGAGAAAAUCUGGUUUGCUCUUCAUAUUGGCCUAUCAUAUUUGUAAGCAUUUGAGCAGCAUCUUGCAAAUGUUCUGCGUGUAUAACCCCUGAAACCUGGCAUUUGUCCAUCUUGUGUGAUGUUGCAGAAUCAGUAUCAUUUUAUAACCAAAGAUAAUUUUCAUCUAUCAUAGAAAAACUCCACAAGUUUACAUCUUUGUUAUGGGAAACUUACUUCCCUGUUGCUAUAGCUUGUUAAUCAACAAAUUGCAGACAGGACAAGAUAUCUGACAUGACAUGAAAUUGCAAAUUGUUAUUGUAAAUUCACAUUCUACAAACAAAAACUCAUUAAGUGGCUAUUUACAUUCUUUCUGUACACCUUGCUCAAGACUGCUGUGAGCAUUCAUACUUUGUCGGUUGCCUGGCAGAGCUAUAGUCUAUCUGGUCCCCUUAAAUCUGUCAAUAGGCCACUCAGAACAGGAUUCCUUGCUUCAUCGUGUCACAUGAAGAAGGAAAACAACUAGUUUCCAAAACUUUGUGGAAUGAUGGACAUUGUGCAAAACAUCACUUAAAAUGAUUAUGCACCAUUGUCAGAAACUGUCAGGCAUAGUUUAAAGCGAUGAAUUGUUUGCCUGACUGAGAGAAAUAUUAAUUUCACAAAAUUGUUGAGUUUUGAUCCCACACUUGACUUCAUAAAAAAAUAUAAUGGGUUAUCAUAGUUAAGAUGUUUUUUGAUGUUAGAAAUAAAAGAAAAAAUUAUUAUAUUUAUGUCCAAACAAUGAGGAGCAAAGUAUUAUAAACCACAUGAUGCAGGGUUAUUUAAGGCCCCAAGAAUUAAAGAUAGGCCUCUGAAGAUAGUUAUGAUUUGUUGCAUCAUAACAAGAGUACCUUUUUGGACAUGUUGAAAUGUUCUUUAAAGGUUAGUGGCAUACAUUAGUAGCACUGUGCACCCAGAAUCAAAGAUGAAUCCUUAUGAAUAUUAACUGACAUGCUGCUUCAUUUGUGUUUGAAGUGUGUAUUUGUAUAUUCCAAGCAGGACACAGUAACAGAAUUGAAUGCUUACUUGGCAGCAUUGGAACUCAAAAAAGGAAUUAUUGUACGUUUCUUUCCAGUAAAAGUUGCCAUUGCUUGCACUAUGACAUCCCCGCCUGCUUACAAUGUGGGUGUUCCUUACGUUGCAAACAUAGAUGGAGGCUUGUAUCCUGGUAAAAUGGUCCGAAUCCAGGGAACGGUCCUACCAUCUGCAAAUAGGUUUGCCAUUAAUCUCCAGUGCGGACCACGUACAUCACCUCGAGAUGAUAUUGCAUUGCAUGUUUCCCCUCGUUUCAAUGAAAGUUAUAUUACAAGGAACUCAUUACAGAACAUGGCUUGGGGUGUUGAGGAAAAUCAUGGUCACAUGCCUUUAUCACGAGGACAGGGAUUUGAAAUAAUUAUACUUUGUGACCCAACUCACUAUAAGAUUGCAGUGAACGGGCAACAUUACACUGAAUUUGGUCACCGAAUUCCUUACCAGAAAGUGAGUCACCUUGCCAUAGAUGGCGAGGUAACAAUUUCCCUUAUUCAAUAUGAAGGUGGAAGUAGUGUUCCUGGUACAGGAGUGGGUUUUGUUCCACCUCCCAUGGCCCCUGUUCCACCCCUCCCUGUACCAGGAUCUCAGCCAUAUCCCACAAAUCCUACGAUAUAUCCAACAGUUCCAGGUGCAGUGCCUUAUGGUGCACCACCAGAUCCAGUUCCUGGUGGUUAUGCUUACCAGCCACCAUAUGGACAGGGUUAUGCUCCUGGGAAUUAUCCUCCUCCACCACCAGGAUAUGCCCAAACCUCAUCUUCAGAUAAGGGCAUUCAGGGGUUGUUAAACAAAGCAGGUGCACUGAUAACAGGUGGUAAAUCUCAGCAUGGUCAUGGUGGAAUGGGCACUAUGGGGACAGCGCUGGGCGCAGGUGUGGUGGGUGCAGCGCUGACAGGACACCUGAGCCCAAAAAAGGCAUUCAAAUCACAGAAAAAAGCUCGUAAAAAGGCAUUAAAGUAUGGCCUUCCAGUUGCUGGAUUGGGUUUAGGUGCUUAUGCCCUCCACAAAGGAUUUCAUCAUGGAAGCAGCUCCAGCAGCUCAAGUAGCAGUGAAGAAGAAUGAAGCUAUUCAUACCCAGUUCAGAAUAUCGUUGGCUGAACUGGGUCUCCUUGUUGAGGUGCUAUUCCUUGAAGAAGAAAUCAGAAAUAAAUAUAUGAUUAUCAGAAUGUUUAUAUUAGUUAAAAAGUAAAAAUCUGAAGAGUAGUCCAGUGUUGGAAGAAAGGUGGUAUUUGUUCUUUAAAAAUCCUUAGGGACGGAACAUUAUAUCAGUUAUGGACAGUCAUAUUUCUAUAUUUGAGCUUGAGGUAAAGGGUAUAUAUACUUUAAUCUGCAAUACUUAUUUAUGAAGCAGGCAAGAACAAGUCUAUAGAAUUUUUGCAGUAUUUGAACCAUUUAUAUUAUGCUGUAAGUUCAGUCGUAUAUUGCACUCAUGCAUGUCCUGGCUAUGCGAUCUGUUUGAAAUUAUAAAUGGUUGUAAUUUAGCUGUAUCAUAUGUAAAUAUAUUAGAAAUUAAAUUUUUAAAGAAAAAGCUGGUGUUCAGAAUUUUUUAUGGUCAGAAAAAAUAUUACAAUGGCUUGGGCAUGUGAAAAGAACAGAAGAACGGUAUUAGAAUUAAAGGUUCAAGGAAAGAGACCUAUGGGAUGAACCAGAACAAGAUGGUUAACUCAUGUACUGAAAUACAUCAAUAAGAGUAGAA